AUGUUCGAGGCUAAGCUUGCCAAUGCAGCCCUUCUCAAGAAGAUCAUUGAGUCAAUCAAGGAUCUUGUAACUGACGCUCCUUUCGAUUGUUCAGAAUCAGCCAUGUGUCUUCAAGCAAUGGACUCAUCCCACGUGGCACUCGUGUCUCUCAAAUUGGAAGUUGGUCUGUUCGAUACAUAUCGCUGUGAUCGGACAAUCAACCUCGGUAUGUCGCUGGCGAACAUGUCGAAAGCUUUGAAAUGCGCAAAUAACGACGAUACGUGUAUGAUUAAAUUCGAGGAAGGUGACAGUGAUAGUAUUACGUUCACAUUCGCUGACAUAAAGAGGGACAAAACUCAGGUCUGUGGUUUUCCGCCAUUCUCGAGUUUUCUGGAGGGUGUACUCCGUCUAAGAUUGGUGACAAAAGAGUACUUUAUUUUCUAUUUCCGAUUCCAACUGCAGGAUGUGACAGUGAAAAUGAUGGACAUAGACAGUGAGCACCUUGGUAUCCCUGAGCAAGAUUACGCCGUUGUAUGCGAAAUGCCAUCGUCCGAAUUCCAGAAAACGUGCAAGGAUCUGUCGAUGUUCAGUGAUUCGCUCAAUAUUACUGCUACUAAGGCUGGUAUCGUUUUCACUGGGAAAGAGGUUACCGAUCCUGUUAAUGUAAAUUUCUCGAUCAAGUACAUGAACCAGUUUACAAAAGCAACGUCACUGUCUAGCCGUGUGCGCAUUUCUUUGUGCAACGAUGUUCCUAUAGUGGUAGAGUAUCCGCUAACCGACGAUGGAAAAGCAACUGGUCAGCAAAAUGGUCACCUACGGUUCUAUCUAGCGCCGAAGAUCGACGACGAGGACAAUAUGGACUAA
Angiostrongylus costaricensis is the source of this 843-nucleotide messenger RNA. Lineage: Eukaryota; Metazoa; Nematoda; Chromadorea; Rhabditida; Metastrongylidae. The record is from the annotation of a GenBank genome assembly.